Messenger RNA from Anastrepha ludens (Mexican fruit fly), 4847 nucleotides. Its product is annotated as large proline-rich protein bag6-B. Gene Ontology annotation, cellular component: BAT3 complex. Lineage: Eukaryota; Metazoa; Arthropoda; Insecta; Diptera; Tephritidae. The record is from RefSeq and is a predicted model, not a curated record. Gene Ontology annotation, molecular function: misfolded protein binding; polyubiquitin modification-dependent protein binding. The coding region runs from base 713 to 4306 and encodes 1197 amino acids. The transcript has 11 exons.
UCCGGCAGCAUUUCAUUUGCGAAGCAAAAGGCGAAUGGUGAUUUUUUUGUGGCUGUGACUAAUCUGAUUAGAAACACCUGAAAAAAGUGGCAAACUGCAUUAAAGGCUCAUAGGUUGAAAAGUGUAGUGGACAGAGAUAUGAGUGAAAAUUAUAAUUCGUUGACAUAAUAAACAUUUUGUGGAGAAAAAGCUGCGAAAGUGGUCGUUUGAAGCCGCCUAUAGAAUUUUUUCCUUUUUUACCAAUUGGAUUGGUUUUCCGCUUGGAAGUCUGUGUGUAAGAAUAAUGCAGGUAGAUCUUUUGAGCCAUUGAUUUUGAAUAGUGUGAGCGAGAGAGUUGACGAAUACGUACAAAGUGAACGUUGCAAUCUUUCGAAAGGAGCAAAACCAGUGUGUAUUAAAAAAACACACAUCUAACUGUCAAGCAAACGUCAAUUGUGCGAAUUUGACAUUUUCAACGUUUGCAUUCACGGUCUGCUGUAAAAACUUCUGGAAAAAAAAUUUUUUCUUCAUAACUUUUAUAAAAGGUCGCUUGUAUUUUAACUAAAGUACAAACAUAAGCGGAACGUGGAAUUAAACGAAAACAAACGUAAAUAAAAUUUUCUUCUGUGAUUUUUUGUGUGGCAAGUCACUACCCGCAUUCUUUGGUGCUGCAGUAUAUUUCAUUAGCCGUCAUUUUUAGGCUUUCGAUAGACCUCUUCGCACACCACGCAAAAUGUUAAUAAAUUUAAGAGUGAAAACGCUCGAUGCACAGACGCAUGAUUUUAGUAUUGACAAUGAGCUGACUAUACGUCAAUUUAAGGACAAAAUCGCCGAGAAGACUAAUAUAGCGGCAGACCAACAACGUAUUAUUUAUUGUGGACGUGUUCUUGCUGAUGAAAAACAAUUGAAAGAAUAUGAUGUUGAUGGAAAAGUUGUGCAUGUGGCCGAGCGACCACCACCGUCGCAGCGGGACCCUUCGACUUCCAAUUCCUCCUCGAAUGAAGCACCAAGUGCACGUGAACGGCCCAAUAAUCGUGGUGGCAUGCGGAAUUCUCCUCUAUUUCGUGCUUUGGAUGGCAUGGUCGUCGGCACCAUGGCAAUACCAAUGAACCCUGUACAAAAUAACGUGCAGCAACCUGUAAAUCCUUUUGCUGUUUCCUCAUCAUUUUGCGUAAAUCGCAUAACAGUGGCUCGACAUAUGUUGGAUUGCGCAAAUAAUAUUGCUGCAUACUUGGAAGAUCCAGAAAGGGGUCUUAAUAACAGCUCUUUGGAUAUAUUGGCACGUGGUAGUUGGACUAUGGAAUCUACUGUGGUAGAAGUGGGUUUCACCGCUGCCGACUUACCGCAGAACCAAAAUAUUGUUGAAAUGGUGCAAGAUGCUGUUUCUGCAGCGUUACGCCGUAAUAAUAAUACAAACGUGACCGUCGUACAAUUACCAACAGUUUUUGGCUCUAAUGAGGGUGAAAAUGGUGCUACGAAUAGCGGUGAAGCUGCUGCAGACAUGGAUGCAAGUAACGAUGAUGGUGGUGCAGUUGAUGCUGAUGGUGCUGCGGUCAUUAUAGAAGAUGUUAUUGAUGAUACUUUCGACGCCGUUGGUGCUAAUAUCGGCGUUACUUCCAAUACUUCCGGCACAGAUACUGCAAACAAUAUUACAUCUCCAAAUCAUACGUCGACUGAUACUUCGGCUGGAGACACGUCGAACGCUUCCGCAACGACUGGUACUAACACCGAUGAGAAUCCUUCUCGUCGUCGCACUAAUACUCGUGUUUUAGCUGAAGUAGUGGCACAGAUGCGCACUGUCCAAACUCGUCUAAAUCCUUUCAUUCAGCAGUUCUACGAAUUACUGAAUAACGAUCCUACAUUCGAUGAAGAUAAUACAACCGAACGCGAAAAUGCACAACGGCUUUACAAUCGUGUCUCUGAAGCACUCCAUUACAUGUCGCAUGCUCAACAUGCCAUAUCCGAUCUGAUGUUGGACGUGUCGCAACCGGCUCCACGCUUUCUCACAUGUCGCCCCAUAUUGGUGGAACAAAGCGGAUAUGUUAGUUCCAAUAAUUACUUAUCUGCUGCUGCAGCGGCUGCUGCUGCUGCUGCCACAACAGGCAAUAAUCAGACGCGUCCACGUACGCGCGCUUAUAUAGCACCACGUUAUAAUCACCCAGUAACCAUAACUACCAGCUCGCCCCCGACAACGGCAAGCGGUAAUGGGACAGUGUCGGGCAACUCGGCUGUGGCAACUGCAGGCAACAAUAAUAGCAACAAUCGCAAUACAAACAGCACAAAUGCUAGUGCAAGUGGAAGUGGUAGCGGUAGUUCCGUUGAAGAUCCUGUCGAUGAACCUUUGGUCACUCCCAGCAACACACCAAGUACAGCAGCCGCAACGAAUGCAUCCACUCAAAGCAAUGAUACACCACAUGCGCAAAUGUCGCGUCUAAUUCAGGCCAUGGUGAACUCUGCGCCCAUUAACACCGAGCUUCAUGUGCAAAUCUUACCGCCUUCGCUACUAAAUGUGGCAGUAAAUCCGCGUGGGAACAAUGGAAAUGGCGAGCAGCAACAACGUACACAGUCAGGAGCUUCGGCAGGAGCAGCAGAUGCAACAGCGACCGCUAAUAACAGUACUACAGGAAAUAAUGAUUUCAACAAUGCCAAUGCCAGUGGUGGGGGUGGUGGUGGUGGCAGUAGUAGCAGGAACGCAAGCGCCAGGGCAGGUACACGUCUUAGCAAUGAUCGCAACAGCAACAAUUCGGUACCGGCAACAGGUGCGAGCUUGCCUGCUACCACCAGACUUCGUCCGGUUUCCGCUUCAUUGGCAAUUGGCACUUUGCCAACAACAUCUACACAAACACGUUCAACAUCGCGACCACAACUGCAAAUUGGUGGCAUACCAGCAAAUGGUUGGAAUGGUCGCUUUAUACCGGCAAAUAUGAUAUCGGCGUUCGAUCGCUUCCUACCUUGUAAUAGUCAUCACAUUCGGGAGCCGGAAAGCAACGCCAAUAACAACAGUACAGCUGGAGCAAAUGUUACUACUAAUAAUGCUAGCCCUCAGAUAAUAAUAGGUGGCUCACCCACGUCUACACCGCGUACGAACGCUCCCUCAGCGCCAAUAUUACCGCCACCUUUCAUCCUCCCCGAAUUUUACUCUUCACGUAAUAUUAUAUCUGGACAAAAUCGCAAUGCAUCAACUGCUGCGCCAUCGACCGAGACGUCAGCUACUUCUGGUAGCACCAACACUGGCACAGACAAUUAUCGUCGAAAUUUGCGCACUCAGUUAGUCAACUUAGUCAAUCAGCGCAUUUUUCGUGGGGAACCAAUCAACGAGGAUACCGUAACACCAGCUGUUAAUCGCGCGGCUGAAUGGUUUGAUGAAGCACUGCUGGUGCUGCUGCCGCAUUAUGAAAAGCCCGAGUAUGAUUCACGUCACUCUGUUACCAAUAUUUUUCGACACAUGCUACCGCUCUUCAUUGAGAUUGUGCGUGAUGAGCAGAGUAAUCCGGCUACGUUUGAGCAACGUAUAAAGAAAAUAUGCGAAGACUUUCUUAACCGUUUAUACAGCGUUUUGAGUGUGUGUGUGGACCGUAGUAGAGUUAUAAAUUACUGGGUUCAGUUGAUGAGUCAGUUCUCGGUACCUAUGCGAUUGUUUUUAAAGGACGAAGCUUUGCAGUUUUUAAGGUCCUAUGUAGACAGAAGACCUCCAUCCACAAUUGAUACAGCUGAUGCACAACAAUUCAUCGUACAUAGAAAUGUAACGCCAGUGUCGGAGCCAGCAGACACUCCCUUGGAAUCUGAUGUGGAGAUGGUAGAAAUGGCGUCGACAUCCGACGCAAAACACAGUAGUCAAUUCACAAUAGACAUGGACGACGAAGUAGAAAUCGAACUUACCCCUGCCGAACAAUUGCCCGAUGUUACCGUCGGUUCGGAGUUGUGGCAUAGUAAUUUCCCCAACGACUGGUUGCCAAUCAUUGCACGUGAUCUAUGUACCCAAAGUGCAAAUCCGCCAAAUCAAAUUCCAUUCUCGGAUGCGUACAUAUCAGGCAUGUCGGCCAAACGAAGGAAAAUGAUACAAAACAAUAAACCGCCAACUGAGAUUAGCUCACUAAUCGCUCGAAGUGUACGCAAGGCCAUACAGACCGUUGGCCCACGUGCGUCUACAACUGCUACCACUGAAACGCUAACAGCCGAUGAAAUCACAGAAACUAUUGCCAACGAUGUUGCGGUAAAUGCUUCGUAUACGGAGGCAGUGCGUACGCAUGUGCGCGAACGCUUAAAGAAAGACUCUGAUUACAAACCCGAUAAAUAUCCGCAUGCCACAAAGUUUGUUAACAAGUAGAAAACGUAGAUUGGUGCUUUGUAGGUAAUGCGCGACGAAAAACAAAAAAAAAAUCAUAGCAUGUAAAAGUAUACGCAGAAUACAAGUAAUUCAAACGAAACUAAGUUAUAAUAAUAAAAAAAUAAAGGAGUUUAACGAAAAGGGAGGAAAAGUGGUUGCUGAUACUUGUUAUAAACAAAAACUUAUUAAAAGAAAAAAAAAACAUUUUAUUAGUGUGUUUUUGAUUUUUGAUUUGUGCUUUUUCAUUUUGAUAAAUUAUGCAUUCAAGGCAAUAGAAAAAAGAGGUCAACACCACAGUAGACGAAAAAAUAUUAUACAUACUAAUCGAAAAAAUUGUACUUUAUACGAUAUUAUUAAUAUAAAGAAAGAAAAAAAAACACAGAAAAUUCACGCAUAUUGAAAAAUAAGGUUAACUAAGAAGACAUCCAUACAGGAGAAGAAACAUAAGAACUACAACUAUAACAAGAUUCACAUUUACGUAUAGUGCAUAAAAAAUAAGGCAAAUAAAAUAUAAUCUAAUGCAGUUUUAUGUGCAAGCAAA